CUACCUGUGUCUGGAUUUUCUAAAUUACUCACUCAAAUCAGGAGAGCUAGUUGGAAUAGAAAUGAACAAGAUUUCUCCCUCUUGGAAGUCGCAUGAGCACUUCAAAAAUUCAGUGUUUCGUUCUCAAUGUGCAGCAUCUUUCCUCCAAAAUUAGUGCUUUUCAGGCUCCCCACUUCUCAGGAAUAACCUCUCAGGGCUGAAAACCCAGGCACUCGUUCUUACCAGUCAGUCAGUGGCUGGUCACAUACUGUCUCUUCCUCCUCUUAAAUCCUAUUUUUAUCUGUCCCAUUCUCCACAAGUUCCUUUCAUUUUGUUUCGUUUGAGCUAUGGCCAUGGCCUCCUUCAUCCCACCUCCAGUGCAUCCUGGCCCUCCCGGAGAGAUACUCUGCUUUCAACAUCCAGAUCUGAUCCUGCCCUUCCCUGCUCAAAUCCUUCUAGAUCCUACUCCAGGUGGCCCACAGGUAAUACCAAAGGCCCUCAGUCAAGGCCUUCAGCAUCUGAUCCUGCCUGUAUCCCCACUCCCAGCUCCGUUUUACCUUCAGUUCUAAGCUUCUUGACACACCUGGUCAAGAGAACACCCUGAUGAGCAAAUGAAUUCCUCCUGCAAUGAAUCUCUCACAGGUAAUUUUGUUUCUCCGGCCUGAGGAGAAUCCCAAAGAAACAUGAAUCUGGGAAAAUUCCGGGAUCAUGCAACCCAUUUCUUGCACCACCUACAUCGGCAAAAGCAAUUGGGAAGAGACACUGCAAGGGAGGGAAGGGUCCCGCUGGAGAAGGUGGGGAGGGCUAACUAGAGCAGGGGCACAUCUUUGUGGUUAGGAAAAGCCUCCUUUCCAUCUCUGCAGUAUCCACUCCAGAAUUCUGACCUACUCCAGUCCCUACCUUCUCAGAGGACAUCGCGCCCCCCACAUCUCCCCCAUCCCAAGCUUGAACCCUGUCUGGAAGGCAUCUGACACAGCAGCUGUAGAACCCGAGGAUGAUAGGCUCGUGGCUCGGGAAGAACCCAAGCAGAACUGGAACAGAGCGCGGUGGGAUUCCCAGAUCUGUUGUCCGGGACACCCCGGCCCCUAUCCUCUAUCCUGAGCCUCGGUGGACGCCUGGAGGGGGGCUAGAAAGCCAGGAGACACCAUGUUGGGGGGUUAGGAGAGGAUUCGGAUUCUUUCAUCUCCCAUUCGGCUUCGGGAAGCCGGACCCCGACCCCCAAAAGUCCCAAAGAAGAAGUGGGGGGUGUCCCGAAUCCCCAGGCUCCACUGCAGCGCCCCGCCCCUAUUCGCGGGGCGUGCCGGGAGAGGAAGUUCUCGGCCGAGUUGCGAGAACAGCCGAUCCGCAGGUCCAAACUACAAGUCCCAGAAUGCAUUGCACCCCGCAGCCGCGGGCGGGCCAUGGUUGCCCUUGGCAACAGUGCAGGUCUCCCCGGAGCCUGGACGAAGACGCUGUGGCCAGCCGGGGGAGGAAUCAAGAGCGACCAGAGUGAGGCAGAGACGCAGUUGGGGCGAUGGAGGGGAGAGACAGGAGGAAACCGACAAGGACAACGUUCGGAGAGACCCUGCCAACCCCCAGACAGAGACGCACAGGGCAUUCCCAAGCCAGCGAGGAACAGAGACUGAAUCACAGAGAGACGUGGAGGAAGGGAGGGACCCCCCAGAGACGAGAAAGAGAGCCAGAGAGACAAAUAGAGUAGGUGAGGAAGGGACGAAGAUAGAGCUAGGGAGGAGAGGGAGAGAGAUCAACUUAAACAUUUAGAUCGAGACGCCCAGCGAUAGAGAGAAAGAGGUAAGCACGAACAGAGAGAGAUUCGUAGAGACAGGAAGGGAGAGAGACAGACACUGAAGCAUCUGCAAAGACAUGGACACAGAGAGGAGGGGAGAGAAUCAGAGGGAAAUAGAAGAGGACGUAGAGAAAGAGACAGGGAGAGAGACAGAGACUGCCUCUCAAAGAGAAAGACGCAGAGGGAGGGAGAGACAGAUUCACAGAAGCAGAACCAAAGAGACAGGGAGAGGAAGAGCUUCGGGGAGACAGACGUGAAGGAUUUAUGAGACAGGAAGAGACAGAGAGAGACGGAUCCACUGUGAGACACAUACGGAGUGAGAGACACAUCCAGAUCCAGAGAGGGUCAUAGGAUGAGUGACAAACAUAAAUAGGGACACAGAGCGAAGAAAACAGAGAAAUGAAAGCAAAUUCUCAGACCAGGACAGGAACCCAGAUCCACCCAGAGAGACCGAGGGCCAAGAAUACUGAGAGAACAGAGAUCAAGGGAAAGACACACCCAGAGGCAGACAAGGAUGGUCCAGUUCACAGAAGCCCAGAGAGAAAUCAAGACUCGGGUGGCAACAGAAAAAGUGAGACACCAAGCCUCCCUGCCCACCAUUGGAUCCCAGCACGAAUACAAAGUUUGUGCAAUGACAGAGUGACACAAAAAGGGGCUCUGAGGCAGAAGGUGGUCCACGAAGUCAAGAGCCACAAGUUCACAGCUCGCUUCUUCAAGCAACCAACCUUCUGCAGCCACUGCACUGACUUCAUAUGGGGGAUUGGAAAACAGGGCCUGCAGUGUCAAGUCUGCAGCUUUGUGGUUCACCGACGAUGCCACGAAUUUGUGACCUUCGAGUGUCCAGGCGCUGGGAAGGGCCCCCAGACAGACGAUCCUCGGAACAAGCACAAGUUCCGUCUGCACAGCUACAGCAGCCCCACCUUCUGCGACCACUGCGGCUCCCUUCUUUACGGGCUGGUUCAUCAGGGCAUGAAAUGUUCCUGUUGCGAGAUGAACGUGCACCGGCGCUGUGUGCGCAGCGUGCCCUCUCUGUGCGGUGUGGACCACACCGAGCGCCGCGGGCGCCUGCAGCUGGAAAUCCGGGCUCCCACUUCAGAUGAGAUCCACAUCACGGUUGGCGAGGCCCGUAACCUCAUCCCAAUGGACCCCAAUGGUCUGUCUGACCCCUAUGUGAAACUGAAACUCAUCCCAGACCCUCGGAAUUUGACGAAACAGAAGACCCGGACGGUGAAAGCCACGCUAAACCCUGUGUGGAACGAGACCUUUGUGUUCAACCUGAAGCCGGGGGACGUGGAGCGCCGGCUCAGCGUGGAGGUGUGGGACUGGGACCGGACUUCCCGCAACGACUUCAUGGGUGCCAUGUCCUUCGGGGUCUCGGAGCUGCUCAAGGCGCCAGUGGACGGCUGGUACAAGUUACUGAACCAGGAGGAGGGCGAAUAUUACAAUGUGCCAGUGGCUGAUGCUGACAACUGCAGCCUCCUCCAGAAGUUUGAGGCCUGUAACUACCCCCUGGAACUGUAUGAGAGGGUGCGGAUGGGUCCCUCAUCCUCUCCCAUCCCCUCCCCAUCCCCUAGUCCCACCGACUCCAAGCGCUGUUUCUUUGGGGCGAGCCCUGGACGUCUGCACAUCUCGGACUUCAGCUUUCUCAUGGUUCUAGGAAAAGGCAGUUUUGGGAAGGUGAUGCUGGCAGAGCGCAGGGGCUCGGAUGAGCUCUAUGCCAUCAAGAUCCUGAAGAAAGACGUGAUUGUCCAGGAUGACGACGUGGACUGCACCCUGGUGGAGAAACGUGUGCUGGCCCUGGGGGGCCGAGGCCCUGGAGGCCGGCCGCACUUUCUCACCCAGCUUCACUCCACCUUCCAGACUCCGGAUCGCCUGUAUUUUGUGAUGGAGUACGUCACCGGGGGCGACUUGAUGUACCACAUUCAGCAGCUGGGCAAGUUCAAGGAGCCCCAUGCGGCGUUCUACGCUGCAGAAAUCGCCAUCGGCCUCUUCUUCCUUCACAACCAGGGCAUCAUCUACCGGGACCUGAAACUGGACAACGUGAUGCUGGAUGCCGAAGGACACAUCAAGAUCACUGACUUUGGCAUGUGCAAGGAGAACGUCUUCCCCGGGACCACCACUCGCACCUUCUGUGGGACCCCAGACUAUAUAGCCCCCGAGAUCAUUGCCUACCAGCCCUAUGGGAAGUCUGUCGACUGGUGGUCCUUUGGAGUCCUGCUGUAUGAGAUGUUGGCAGGCCAGCCCCCCUUUGAUGGGGAGGACGAGGAGGAGCUGUUUCAGGCCAUCAUGGAACAAACGGUCACCUACCCCAAGUCGCUGUCCCGUGAAGCUGUGGCCAUCUGCAAGGGGUUCCUAACCAAGCACCCAGCAAAGCGCCUGGGCUCAGGGCCAGAUGGAGAAUCCACCAUCAGAGCUCAUGGCUUCUUCCGCUGGAUCGACUGGGAACGGCUGGAACGACUGGAGAUCGCCCCUCCGUUCAGACCCCGUCCGUGUGGCCGCAGCGGUGAGAACUUCGACAAGUUCUUCACGCGGGCGGCGCCAGCGCUGACGCCCCCAGACCGCCUAGUCCUGGCCAGCAUCGACCAAGCUGAUUUCCAAGGCUUUACUUAUGUCAACCCGGAUUUUGUGCACCCGGAUGCCCGCAGCCCCAUCAGCCCAGCACCUGUGCCCGUCAUGUAAUUUCACCUGCCGCCACUAGGUGUCCCCAUGGCUCCCUCAGCCGCGCCAGCCUUAGCCUGCCCUUCACCAUCCUCUUUCCAAUUCUCGAUCUUGCUCCCAAGCAUUCGGGGUUCUACCCUACCCCCACCCCUGGGUUCUAGCUGCCUCUCUCAAGUGUUCCUGGCGUUCUGAACUCUACACAGUCUCUAGAGCCUUACCGUGUUAUAGAUUCUGCUGUGCUGAGCUCUAGAUUCUCGCCCUACUCUGCUCCACCAAGUUCCAGAACCACCACCACCACCGUCCCAACUCCACGGGGUUCUAGACUCCAUUUGGUAGAAUCUAUGCCUCUCCUCCCCCCCCCCCCAUUUCUGGGAAAUAGUCUCAUGGGGUGGGCUGUUCCAGACUCAACAGAUUCCAGAACAACAUUUCCCCACCUCCGAGGCCCCGCCUAGCUCCACUCUGUUCUGGAGUUAAGUGGGAGGCUGUGCCCCAUGCUCCAGUGCCCUUCCUCUAUGCUCUGAGGAUUCCUGGGAUGUAUGGAAGCUUCUUUCCCCAACUGUUCUCAGCUUUCGUCCUAGACUCCCCCAUCCUAAACCCAUCGCUGCAUGGCUCCAGUCCUUCUCGGAACCUCACCCUUACCCUAUGCCUACCACUCUCGGUGACCCUCCCCACUCCCAAUCCUCUUUGCCUCUCCCACCCGGCCACAGCUGCUGGAGAAUAAAUUUGGGAUGCUGAUGCUGAA
Messenger RNA from Phacochoerus africanus (Common warthog), 5165 nucleotides. It is a transcript of the gene PRKCG, whose product is annotated as protein kinase C gamma. The transcript is spliced from 19 exons. Bases 2165 to 4444 code for a protein of 759 amino acids. Gene Ontology annotation, biological process: protein phosphorylation. Gene Ontology annotation, molecular function: diacylglycerol-dependent serine/threonine kinase activity; ATP binding; zinc ion binding. The record is from RefSeq and is a predicted model, not a curated record. NCBI's taxonomy places the organism in Eukaryota, Metazoa, Chordata, Mammalia, Artiodactyla, Suidae.